CUAUCCCGAUUUAUAGCAUUCGUUACAAAAUCAAAAUCAAAUCGACUAGUUGGGUGUCGGGAAAAAUAAACAUCACCAUCGUUCCUCCUGCCAUUAAAUUUGUUCACCAUCUUUUCUUCCACCUCCAACUGUCCAAGACAGCUAUUCUCCACCCUCUCUAGCUUUCCUCUUCUGUUUCCUCUAUCAAACCCCCCCAGAGAGAAUCUCAGAAGAACACCAGAAAGAGAAACAAAACUAAAAACCAAAUCUUUCAAAGUUAAGUGUUUGUUAAAAAUGGGCUCUUCUACUUCAAAAGCCUCAUCUUCAGCUUCUUCUACUUCCGUCUCUUCUUCCCCGGCGGCGACGACGAAGCUCGCCUCCGACUCUCCUUCUCCGGCGAUCCACAAAGCUUUCUCUUUUCCGACGCCGUUGGUUCACCAUCCUCCCGCUAGAAAGGGCGACACUCACCACCUCGUUUCCCUCACUUCCACCUCGUACGGCUCUCUCCUCCUCAAAAGCUCCUCCUCCGACCAGCACACGCCUCCUCGUAUCUCAAUCUCCGACAAGAACGCAACAGAUCCGGUCUCACGCGACUCGCUCUCUCCCGACUCGGUUAUCAACACGUGGGAGCUCAUGGACGGCUUGGACGACGAAUUCGAAUUCGAAACCCCCGAAACCGGUAAACCUAGCUCCGGUCAAGAUCCGGAUGUUUGCCCUAAACCCGACCCGAAUCGGAAUGUAGGUCGUAAUGGGUCUGCUUUGAAACUGGACGGAUCCUACGAAUUGGUGAAGAUCGAACGUGACGAAGAAGAUUGGGUCCCGUUGUCUUAUAAACCAAAGCAACCUCUUUGGAAGCAUCUGUCUGAAGAAUCUUUCUUGUCUGGUUUAGAUCCCAGCAUUGUCUCUUCUUACAAGAAAGCCUUGUCCUCUAAACAGUUAACCAAUGUCGAGAACAAAAACCCUCUCACAACCACAAAGUCCCUCUCUUUCAUAACCAGCGAGCCAAAAUCUGUUUGCUCUACUCCACUGAGUUCACAAACCAAACCGAGAUUACAAGGAGGAGCAGAAGACAAGAUUGUGUUAUACUUCACAACUCUCCGAGGAAUUAGGAAGACAUACGAGGAUUGCUGUUGCGUAAGGAUGAUAUUGAGAGGCCUUCAAGUUGCGGUAGACGAGCGUGAUAUCUCGAUGGAUUCUAAAUACAGGAAAGAGCUUCAAAGCUUGCUCGGUGCUGCGGAGAAACCAAAACCGGUUUGUUUGCCUCAGGUGUUUAUCAGAGGAAGCCACAUUGGUGGCGUCGAGGAGAUUAUGAAGCUAAAUGAUAGCGGUGAGUUAGCUGAGAUGUUGAAAGAUUUCCCUCCUAGUGAAUGCUUGGGGACAUGCCGGAGCUGUGGUGAUGCAAGGUUUGUGCCUUGUACUAACUGUGAUGGUAGCACUAAGGUGUUUGAAGAGGAAGAAGAACGGUUCAAGAGAUGUUCAAAAUGCAAUGAGAAUGGACUGGUGCGUUGUCGUCAGUGUUGCGUCUAAGUGGGUUUGUUGGAUCAGGAGUUUGUGUGGUUCAAAGGCGCUUAGGUUGAAUGUGUGAAUUGAAUUGUAAAAGUGAAGAAGAUUAAGAGAGAGAUGAUGAUUUUUACGUAAGGUAUUGGGUUAGUAUGGUAUAUUUGAAUAAGAGGCUCAAGACUAACUACUGUUACUCUCUUGUGGUGGUGUUUUUUUGUUUGUAUCAUAUUUGUUUUUUGGCCUAGACACUUUUUUAACAUUUCAAGCUAAAUGAUUAUUACUACUUUAUUUUUAA
This is a messenger RNA of Raphanus sativus (radish), 1774 nucleotides long. RefSeq lists its product as uncharacterized. The record is from RefSeq and is a predicted model, not a curated record. The transcript has a single exon. The coding region runs from base 274 to 1506 and encodes 410 amino acids. NCBI's taxonomy places the organism in Eukaryota, Viridiplantae, Streptophyta, Magnoliopsida, Brassicales, Brassicaceae.